AUGGCGGCCAUCACAGCAGAUCAGAAGCGGCCCGGCGAGCCCGAGGUCAUCGCUUACACCGACGCCGAGAAGGCUGGCGGUGUCGCGAUGCCGGCCGGCGGUCAUCGUGACUCCAAGGACGGCAACGGAUCCGACUCGGAUGAGUUCCAGGAGGGUGUUCGCAACAUGCGCGCCAUCACCACCAUCUGGACCAAGAAGACGCUCUGGACCAUGUUUGGGCUCCUCUAUCUCAUCUCCUUCGUCGACUACCUCCAAAACGCCGUCGACUCGGCCCUCUCACCCUACGUCACCUCCGCCUUCAAGUCCCACGGCCUGCUCAACAUCGCCUCCAUCCUGUCCACCAUCAUGGGCGGCUGCGCGCCCCUUGCCCUGGCCAAGCUGAUCGACAUCUGGGGCCGCGUCGAGGGCUUCGUCUUCAUGCUCCUCGUCUGCGUCGUCGGCACCAUCCUCAAGGCCGUCUCCAACAACGUCUCGACCUACGUCGCCGGCGGCACCCUCUACUGGACCGGCCACAUCGGCGUCCGCUACGUCAUCGGCGUCCUCCUCGCCGACAUGACCUCGCUCAAGAACCGCAUGAUCUUCAUCGGCUUCAGCGCAACGCCCCGCAUCGCCACGGCCUUUGCCGGCCCCGCCAUUGGCAAGCUGUUUCUUGAGCAGGUCAACUUUCGUUGGGCGUUUGGUGCCUUUGCGAUCCUACUGAUAGCCAGCUGCGUCCCGGCCAUUGUUCUCCUCAGCAUGAUGAACCGCAAGGCGCUGCGCGAGGGCAUUAUUGAGAAGCGUCCCGCCUCGGGCCGCACCAUGCUCCAGUCCUUCAAGUUCUACGCUAUCGAGUUUGACAUCCUGGGCAUCUUGAUCCUCAUGUUUGCCCUAUCCUUCCUGCUGCUGCCCUUCAGCCUGGCCAGCCGCGCCCCCCAGCAGUGGCGCACCCCCUACAUCAUCGCCCUCAUCGUGCUCGGCGUGCUCCUCCUGCCCGUCUUUUACAUCUGGGAGGCCAAGUUCGCGCCCAAGCAGUUCCUGCCCUUCCACUACCUCAAGCAGGGCACCAUCAUCGGCUCCUCGCUGCUCGUCGGCACCAUGUACCUGUCCUGCUUCACCUGGAAUGCCUACUUCUACUCGUACCUGCUCAUCGUGCACCGCCAGCCCAUCGACACGGCCGGCUACAUCGUCAACACCUUCAUGCUGACCGCUGCCUUCUUCGCGCCCAUCGUCGGCUUCGUCAUCAGCUACACGGGCGACUUCAAGUGGACCGCCUACGCGGGCGUGCCCAUUAUGCUGCUCGGCACCGCGCUCAUCAUCCCCUUCCGCAGCCCCAGCGCGCCCGUCGGCAUGCUCGUCUUCACCCAGUUCUUGGUCGGCCUCGGCAGCGAAAUCUUCACGGCCUGCAGCACCCUGGCCAUCAUGGCGCCCGUCACCCACCAGUACAUCGCCGCCGUCAAUGCUAUCGGCGGGCUGUUUGGCAGCGUCGGCGCGGCGAUUGGUUUUGCCAUCGCGGGUGCCAUGUGGAACAACAUGGUGCCCCAAGAGCUGACCAACCGCCUGCCGGAGGGGCUCAAGGGCAACGCAAGCGCCAUCUUCGCGGACAUCAACAUCCAGGGCUCCUUUGCCGACGGCUCCCCGGAGCGCGAGGCCGUGGUCGGCGCCUACUCGCACGUCAUGCGCCUCAUGGUCAUUGUCGGCGCCGCGUUUAUGCCCCUCUGCGUUCUCUGUGUCUUUGCGUGGAAGAACAUCAACGUCAAGAAGAUUGAGGAGGAGCAGGGCAAGCAGACCAAGGGCAACACUAUUUAG
Molecule: messenger RNA, 1785 nt
Organism: Cordyceps fumosorosea ARSEF 2679
Lineage: Eukaryota; Fungi; Ascomycota; Sordariomycetes; Hypocreales; Cordycipitaceae
Product: siderophore iron transporter mirB
Exons: 2
Coding region: 1-1785 (594 amino acids)
Biological process (GO): transmembrane transport
Molecular function (GO): transmembrane transporter activity
Source: RefSeq, a predicted model, not a curated record